Molecule: messenger RNA, 1568 nt
Organism: Neurospora tetraspora
Lineage: Eukaryota; Fungi; Ascomycota; Sordariomycetes; Sordariales; Sordariaceae
Exons: 1
Coding region: 85-1275 (396 amino acids)
Source: RefSeq, a predicted model, not a curated record
AGCCCGGGCCCCGCAUUUCCUUUUUCUUCACAACCAAACCCCAAACCGCACUCCCGUCACUAUCACAAAUCGUCACAAGCAUGAAUGGCUUCCAAAGUGCUGAUAUUCACCGGAGCGCCAGAGAGCCGGGCGCUUGACUGGAACACCCCAGAUCUACUUGUCGCAUUUGAUGAGCCCAUUGCCAGCUUCCUAGGCAUCCAAACAGUGCAUCGCCCGGGCCCGGAACAGAACAUCAUCCCGGCCUCCGCUCCGACCCCCGCCGCAUGGAGAUCCCUUACCCUCGAAAGAGAACGUAUCACGACCGGCUACACACAACAAUAUGACUCCAGCUUCCGCUUCAACCCAGCUCAUGGCCCUGAAGCAAUCCAUCAGCCCGAUGACUUUCUCACUAUCGCAUCCAUAUCGCCAUCAUUUGACGAAUCAUCUGUCGUCCAUGGCGACUUGGAGUCCGAGUUCUACGAGCACUCCCUUGCACUGCAUCAACAUGUCCGAUCCUCAUACCUGGACGCUAACUUGCUUAGAGAAUCAGAGUCGCAACACUCCAUCACGUCGGUAAUGAGCGAGGAGGACCUGGAUACGGCUUCGUUCUUGGAGACCACAACUCAUGCAAUGCAUGGAGACGAAAACGUCAAAGAGCCCUUGACAUUCCGUGGUGGUGACCGCCUCACUGACCUCAAGGAUAUCCCAUCGGCCGCUUACCUCGUCAAAGCACAACCCCAGACCAUCACCUGCAACCUGAUCGUCGGCAUCAUUUCCAUCUCUCCGCCACGAUCGGUUAGCACUCGCUGGGGUUCAGACCGCGCUCUGGUCGAGGUGUUGGUGGGUGACGAGACCAAAGCUGGCUUCGCCAUUACGUUCUGGCUACCCCCUGGCUGCGAGACCGUACAGGGAAGCAUGCUUGAAGGACUGCGGCAUAGGGAUGUGGUCCUCGUUCAAAACGUCGCUUUGAACGUCUUCACCAAAAAGGUCUACGGCUCCAGUUUGCGCAAGGGUCUGACCAAAGUCCACCUGCUUUUCCGAGCAAGGCUCGACGCAACAGACGUCGGCGGUCAUUAUGCCCCUUCGGACUUGACCGUGACAAGAACCACGCAUCCUCAGCUGGACAAGACGCGGAGAGUGUGGGAUUGGGUGCUACGGUUCGUCGGUCCUGGACCUAUCACCGCCGCCGCUCCUGCGUCCGCCAGGAGAAGAAGCCCUAGGAAGAGCAAGAACAACAAAUAUGCCUUACCCUCAGCUGCUCGACCGUGGGAUAUGCCACCCCCUGAUACUCAGUAGCACACCAGGAACGCGUGGGUGCUUCAUACAAUUUAUAGAAACACGGAGAUGAAGGCCUCGUAUUCUUACUCGGGAUCGGGGCUGAGCUUUUGGCUCGGAACGGGCCGGCCUCGGGUUCGGUACCAUUCCGGGCACCGAGGGCAGGGCUUGGCGGAGAAAUUCAAUGUCCUUGGAUUUUCAGCGGUGGAGGCUCACUUCGCUACUAAGCCUACAGUUAAUAAGUCACGGUGUGGCUGCUCACGGUCCCAGGGCGCUCCAACAGCUGCGCCCAUCUUGACGCGCAAUCAAAGUGA